Molecule: messenger RNA, 1020 nt
Organism: Coffea arabica (coffee)
Lineage: Eukaryota; Viridiplantae; Streptophyta; Magnoliopsida; Gentianales; Rubiaceae
Molecular function (GO): zinc ion binding
Source: RefSeq, a predicted model, not a curated record
AUGACCUCAAGGUUGGCCAAUAAAUUGUUUCUAGAUAAGGUGAGAAAGACACCUUCAAUGAAUGUACAUGAGCUACUUACCAAAGUAACUGAAGAGCUCAAAUUAGAUUUUUCCUUAAAAAAAGGAUACAGGACACUUCAAAAAGUUAGAGCUGCAAUUGAAGGGUCCCAUGAGAAACAGUAUGAAUUGCUAGAAGACUUUUGUGGAGAAUUGAGAAAAGCAAAUCCAGGGUCUACUGUCUUUGUAGAGACUGAGGUUGAUGAUGAAGGAAUUUCUAGAUUCAAGAGGUUGUAUAUGUGUCUAGAGCCAUUGAAACGGGGAUAUUUAGCAGGAUGUAGAUGUUGGAUUGGAAUGGAUGGGUGCUUCUUAAAGGGUCCUUACGGUGGACAACUUUUGACAACCGUCGGCAUGGAUGCGGAUAAUAAAAUGUAUCCUUUGGCAAUAGCAGUGGACUUGAGAAUUUCAAAUUCAAAGAAUUGGUGCAUAAUGACUGAUAAACAAAAGGGACUGGUCCAAGCAGUUAGAGACAAACUCCCGGAGGCUGAACAUAGGUGUUGUGCUCAACAUUUGUACUCCAACUUCAAACUCAAUCAUAGGGGCUUAGCACUAAAAGAUAGGUUGUGGAGAUGUGCAAGGGCAUCAUAUAUGAACCAGUUCAUACGUGAAAUGGAGUUGCUUAGGCAACAAUCCGAACUUGCACAUCAAUGGCUGGCUGACAAAGACCCUAAAACAUGGUCAAGAUCUCAUUUUAGGGCUGGUAUGGACUGUGACAUUCUGGUUAACAACAUGUCUCCUUUGUCCGAGAAUUUUGAGAUACUUGAGAAAGCAAAAAGGGAUCAAAGCACGUGUAUUGCCUCUUAUGCGGGGACAAAUAGGUACCGAGUAUCUUGUCCCUUUGGUGAGCAAUUUGUUGUUGAUAUGGCUGGCAAAACUUGUAACUGUCGCAAGUGGCAACUGAGAGGAAUUCCUUGUGGUCAUGCUGCUGCAUGCAUUAAUAGAAGGCAUGAGCAACCUGAGUAA